AUAAUAGUCAACCUCAGAAAUCAAGAGUAGCCGACGGGAUAGAGCACAGUUUAAAAUAACAGUGUAAAAUCAGCUCAGCUAAUAUUGAUGUGGAUUUCAUAACAGCAAGUAUGUGUCAUCGGAUCGAUGAUGUUAUGAAGCUGUGUUGUGAGUUAUCUGCCAAUCAGCAAAUCCAGACCACAGUGAAGGGCUCAGGGAAGGGAGCAGCAGCAGCUGGUGGUCUGGCCUUCGCUGGAGGGUUGGUUGGAGGUCCUCUAGGUAUUGCAGUGGGUGGUGCUGUAGGAGGCCUUCUUGGCUGCUGGCUGACCAGUGGACAGUUUAAACCGCUGCCUCAGAUCAUCAUGGAGCUCAGCCCUCAGCAGCAGGAGAAGCUUUACAGUGACCUCUUGGCCAUCCUGGGAGACAUUCAGUGGACAGAUGUGGCCCAGCUAACAGCUCUAGUGAUGGGCAAUGCCGCACUGAAGCAGCAACUUACAGCCGCUCUACUUGGGUAUAUCACUAAGGAGCUCCAAGCAGAAGUGCAUUAUGUGGAUUAGAGUUUGAAGACACGCUGCCUCAGGAGGAGCCUUUGAAGAAAACAAUAACUGUUUUUAUAAAGUUGGAGAGACUUAAUUAAAUGUGAAAUCAUAUAAUGUAAAAUUGUGAAGACAUCACAGUCUUGGUAACAGGUAACACGGUUUAAAGUUUGCCAAUAAUGUGAAUUCCAACAGCUGUAUAACUGGAUAUAUUUAUUAUGUGAAGUGCACUUAUCAGCUGAAGGAUUCUUUAAUUAUGCCUACAAUGGCACUGAUCAAUA
Scomber japonicus (chub mackerel) is the source of this 796-nucleotide messenger RNA. Its product is annotated as protein C19orf12 homolog. The transcript is spliced from 3 exons. The record is from RefSeq and is a predicted model, not a curated record. Lineage: Eukaryota; Metazoa; Chordata; Actinopteri; Scombriformes; Scombridae. Bases 111 to 536 code for a protein of 141 amino acids.